GUAUAUAUGGUGAGACAGCUUUUAUUCGGUACCUAACUGUGUUUCUUCCACAAUUCAAGUGAAACCUGUAAGGUUUAACCACCAAAAGCAGCUCCAGAUGCUCUUGUAACAUAUGCAAGCUGUGACACAUUCCCAGGCAUAAUUGGAUAUGAUGCAAGAAGCCUUGCCACGUUCAUCUUGAAUGUUGAAAAUACAAAAAGAUGUUAGUGGAAAAUUAAGAAAAGGGAGAGAGAGAGAGAGACAUUUAGGAGCAACGCCUCUGAAAGAAAAAGCAAACUGCAUUUUGCCUGACUGAGAGGACUGGGAAGAUCUCCUUGCAAAAAGAAGAAUGGCAGGAGUCUGGGUAUUUGUUAUUGCUUUUCCUUUAUGCCUUUUGAUUCUGUCCUACCUGAAAGUUCUCUGGGCGCACAGAAGUUUCCCGCCUGGACCAUUUCCUCUUCCUCUCAUCGGAAGCCUGUGGUGGAUUGGGCUUGGACUUCAUCCAGACAGUUUAAUGAAGCUUUCUAAGGUAUAUGGGAACAUUUGCACGCUCUGGGUGGCCCAUCAUCCUAUUGUAGUCCUGUCUGGGUUCCAAACGGUGAAAGAAGGCUUGAUCAACCAUUCAGAAGACCUGCUUGACCGACCUUUGACCCAUUUCCUGAUUAAGGCCUUCAAGAAAAAAGGUAUUGCAUUUGGAAACGGACAGAGCUGGAAGCAACAGAGACGGUUUGGUAUAGUUACUAUGCGGACCCUUGGACUAGGGAAGAAAGGCAUGGAGUACGAAAUUGAAGAGGAGGCCCAUCGCCUUGUGGAGGCCUUUGCACGGACAAAAGGGCAGCCGCUUGACCCUUCAGUACUGAUCAGUAAUUCUGUCUCCAGUUUGAUAAAUGUUGUCUCUUUUGGAUACCGAUUUUCUCCUGAAGAUGAAAAGUUCCGGAGGAUGAUAGCAGCGAGUGACUAUUUCGAAAGAUUUUCAGUCAGCUUUUAUCAUGCUCUGUAUAACCUUUUCCCAGGGAUCAUGAAACAUCUCCCAGGGCCUCACCAGAAGGCCUUGUCCUGCAUGGAAAUGGGGAUUUUGUAUGCAAAAGAGGAGAUUGAUAAACACAAAGAGAAUCAGAACGAACAUGAGCCCCAGGAUUUCAUUGAUUUCUAUCUACUUCAAAUGGAGAAAAGCAAGGAUGAUCCCAAUUCUACCUUUAGUGAAGAGAACCUCACUCAAAUUCUUGUCGACCUCUUUGUUGCGGGUACAGAGACCACUUCCAGUACUUUGCAAUGGGCACUGCUUCUCAUGGUGGCUUACCCAGAUGUCCAAGAUAAAGUCUACAAAGAGAUAGAAGAUGUUUUGGGUUCCUCUCACCCAAUCUGUUACGAAGAUCGGAAGAAAGUGCCGUACACCAACGCUGUGCUUCAUGAGACCCAGCGGGCCAAAUAUAUCUUACCAGUUGGGAUCCCCAGACGAUGUUCAAAGGACUUCAAGAUGCUUGGCUUUCACAUUCCAAAGAAAACCCUUGUUGUGACAGAUCUGAACUCUGUUCUUCUAGAUCCCAAGCAUUGGGAGACCCCUGAAGAAUUCAACCCAAACCAUUUUAUGGACAAGGAGGGAAAUUUUGUCUCUAGAGAAGAGUUCUUGCCAUAUGGAGCAGGAGCUCGAGUGUGUCUUGGGGAGCAGAUGGCGAGGAUGGAGCUUUUCCUUUUCUUUACCAACUUGCUGAGGGCCUUCAAAUUUCAGCUUCCCGAAGGAGUGAAAGAACUGAACAAAGAGCCAGUAGUUGCAAUAUCAAUGCACCCCCACCCUUAUAAACUCUGUGCGAUUCCCCGCAAUAGUUCAUGUCAAAUUAUAUGACACUUGUUUGUAGUAGAUUAUUUAUUACUGUACAUGUGCCUUUUGUUCCACUUUUGUCUGUCUGGCAGUCUGUCAUAACUUGCUUGUCCUUAGAUUAUCUGUGUCCUUAGAUAUUAUCUAGUUCAUCAGAAUGUCAGGCAAAUCUAUCGUGGCUAAAUCACUUGGCACCUAGGACUAAAUUUAAAUGACUCUCUGCCAUAAGCACUUUGUCACCCUCCUUCACAUGUAUUGAACUUUGGGGAUGUUUUUUAACUGAUUGUGGGGCAAUUGGGGCUCCAGCUACACCCCCAUAUAAUGCAGUUUGAAACAACACUGGACUUCAUUAUAUGACAGUGUAGAUGGGGCUUGAGUUAGCUCAGAAUAAUUGCAUUCUACCAUUACAGACAAACCUUGUUUCUGGCAAUUGUACAUGGAUUAUAUACAGGAAAAAAAUCGCAACAUUGACCUGAAACUUGGCAGUCUUGGAGAGGGCUGUGUGAGGAUGACCCAUAUCAGAUAUGAGAGAAUAAAGCUAGAACUAACUUAUAAAUUUAAAGUGAUGUCUGGUAGUUUGAUUUGUUUUAUCCCCAGAUCUCAAUGCCCGUUUUUCAGUUACUUUAGAAAAAUCUACCCAUCCCUCUCUGCACAAGCUCAGAAUCACAUUAUCAUCUCAGAACACAAAUCUAGUUCAAUGCAUUAAAAAAACUUUCUUAAAUUGA
Messenger RNA from Anolis carolinensis (green anole), 2520 nucleotides. RefSeq names its product cytochrome P450 2J4. Gene Ontology annotation, molecular function: heme binding; oxidoreductase activity, acting on paired donors, with incorporation or reduction of molecular oxygen, reduced flavin or flavoprotein as one donor, and incorporation of one atom of oxygen; iron ion binding. The transcript is spliced from 9 exons. The record is from RefSeq and is a predicted model, not a curated record. Gene Ontology annotation, biological process: xenobiotic metabolic process. Gene Ontology annotation, cellular component: intracellular membrane-bounded organelle; cytoplasm. The coding region runs from base 329 to 1822 and encodes 497 amino acids. Lineage: Eukaryota; Metazoa; Chordata; Lepidosauria; Squamata; Anolidae.